Ceratosolen solmsi marchali is the source of this 1306-nucleotide messenger RNA. RefSeq lists its product as uncharacterized. The transcript has 3 exons. Gene Ontology annotation, biological process: regulation of transcription by RNA polymerase II. Gene Ontology annotation, molecular function: DNA binding. Gene Ontology annotation, cellular component: transcription regulator complex; nucleus. The record is from RefSeq and is a predicted model, not a curated record. The annotation marks the transcript as partial. Lineage: Eukaryota; Metazoa; Arthropoda; Insecta; Hymenoptera; Agaonidae.
AGCGGCGAGCUGGGUAGGACGGGCCGCCAGGGUAGUCCGCGUCGCCGGGCUGCGCCCGGAAGGCGGCGGAGUCACGGCGACGGCGGCCGGAGCAGCCCAAGCUUCGACACCGGGAGAUUUAUCGAGGAGAUCGGGAGGCGGCCCGCGAUAUACGAUCUCCGCUCCGAGGAGUACAGCGACAGGGCGGCCAAGACCAGCGCCUGGGAGCAGGUGUGCGAGCUCAUGGUUGCCAAAUGGCGCUCCAUGUCCGACGAGGAGAAGAACGCCGAAGAGAAGAGUUUGAGGAGCAAGUGGCGGAACAUCAGAGACUACUUCAUGAAGGAACUCAAGCUGCAGAGGAUGAGGAAGGGGAGCGCAGCCGGAAGGAAGCGAAAAAAGUACAUGUACUUUGAUCAGUUGCUCUUUCUCGUGCCCAAUGUGGAAAGUAAACAAAGGAAUUAUCGCGCGAAUUACACAACAAAGUGUAAAAAUGUUAAAUCCGAGGUUGAGAUGGAUACUUAUCAUAUAAUGCAGGAGUAUGAGAUGCCACUGACUCACGAAGACGUUUCCGAGGAUUAUACUAACAAUUCCUAUGAUGAGGAUCAAUGCAAAUACAUGUCUGUAUCGCAAUUUCCGAAAUCGAUGUGUGAGACGUCGAUGGCCAUCGGCGCCGAUGAUUUUCCGGACGUGAUAUCGUCAAACAGCAGCAGUCAGAAAUUUAAAUUCGAGGACGAUGAUUACGACAGGAUGUUUUUGUUAUCGUUACUCCCAAUAAUGCGAAGGAUACCUGAAGAUAAAAAAGUCGAUGUUAGAAUACAAAUGCAACAAGCUCUUGCAUUAGCUAUACAUUCUAUGCCAUCUAAUACAUAGCUCUAUUGGAUAAAUUAUUUUACUAUGAACUAUUACGUUUAGAAAUGACACUGUACAAGCCCAAUGAGAAAAAAAAACCAAUUAUACAGAAAAAUAGAUAUAUAAAUAGAAACAUAGAAUCCUAUAAAAGAUGAAAUGGGAGUCUAAUAAAACAGUCACAUACAAAUAGACUUGUAGAGAUAUCGAUAUAUGUGGGAAUAUAUGUAUAUGUUUUUGUUCCUCUAAUAGAUCUAAGAGAAAUAUAACAGUUAUUUUUCUUUAUAUACUGCUGUCAUUGCUUAUAAUUGAUGUAAUAUCAAUUUAAUUUACAAAACAAGUUUUUAUAUAAUGUUCAUUUUAUGCCGGCUACCAUAUCGCUAAUUGUUUGUACAAGUACUACUCGAUUAAGUUGAUAACAAUGUAAAUAGAUAAUCAAUUUUAUGUUUAUGAAAAUAAUGAUAAAAUGCAUUUAAUGAAG